AUGGCGGACUACUCAUACCAGGCGCUUGCGAACAUGGGACCGCAAGCCCGAUGGCGGCGCGUCCUGCUGAUUACCCUGAUCCCCAUGGUCUUCGCCUUGAUCUACUACAGCUAUCCGUCCAGCUACAUACCUAGCAGCCUCAAGUCGACAACAUACCCCCACACCCAGAACGUAUCUUUUUCCGAUGAUGACACAUCGAUGUCUACGAUAAUAAAAGCCCUCUACGGCCCCAUACUACACCCCGUUGACGCCGGGAAUUUCACAGACGAGGACGGAGAUGUAUAUCGCCUGCAUGGCGAGCCAAAGUUUAAGCAGAAGCUGGGGAAGAAGGUGCUCAUAUUGGAUAUCGAUAGUAGGCCGCUGACGGGCGAGGGCCAGCUCAUGAACCCCGAUUUGAAGUGGAAGGGCAUGCGACCGCUCUCUGCGGGCAUGCUCAGUCAUUUCAUGUUUGCCAAAAUCCACGGCUACGACUACAAAUUCAUCCGCGCGCCCGACUACGCCGACCGCUGGGGCACCUGGGUCAAGGUUCCUAUGAUGAAGGAAGCCCUCAAGACCCACGAGUACAUCGUCUUCAUGGACUCCGACGUCAUGUUCCACUACCCUCACCUCCCGCUCGAAUGGCUCCUCAACUACUGGAAUAUGACCGACGACACCCUCGCCAUGAUGUCCAUCGACCCCAACGAGCCACAGAACUACGACGAAAAGGGCAACCGCUACUUGAACACUGGAUUCGUCAUCGCGAGACAGAGCAAGAGAACGCAGGAGAUGUACAAGGCGUGGGCGGAAUGUCCGUCAGAAACGAAGUACCAGGGCUGCGCACGAUGGAAGCUAGACUGGGCCCACGAACAAGCCGCCUUCGGCAACUACCUACGCUACGACUACGACCGACCAGACGACAUUCGCGUGCUACCAUGCGUAGAAGCCAACGGCGCGCCUGAAGCUGCAAACAGAGGUGGCUGCAAGGGUGUCUUUGUGCGCCACUUUUGGGUCGACAAAGGUCUUGUAGCCAAGAACCUAGCAGACGGCGUUAUGCAGUAUUUACUGCCGCGGCUACAUCAGAUGUAUCUGGGGCAUGCGAAUGAGCACAUUGUUGACGCGAAGGGAUUCCGCUUGGAGGGCGCGGAUUUGAUCGAGCUUACCGAGGAGGAGAAGGAGACAGCGAGGAAGAACCAGGGCAAGAACCAAAAAGAUGAAGGGUUUUAG
Molecule: messenger RNA, 1203 nt
Organism: Cucurbitaria berberidis CBS 394.84
Lineage: Eukaryota; Fungi; Ascomycota; Dothideomycetes; Pleosporales; Cucurbitariaceae
Exons: 2
Coding region: 1-1203 (400 amino acids)
Biological process (GO): protein N-linked glycosylation
Cellular component (GO): Golgi membrane
Molecular function (GO): glycosyltransferase activity
Source: RefSeq, a predicted model, not a curated record